Molecule: messenger RNA, 1092 nt
Organism: Apiotrichum porosum
Lineage: Eukaryota; Fungi; Basidiomycota; Tremellomycetes; Trichosporonales; Trichosporonaceae
Exons: 9
Coding region: 1-1092 (363 amino acids)
Source: RefSeq, a predicted model, not a curated record
AUGAGGCUGGCACUAGGAUUCCUCGCGGUCUCUGCCGUUGGGACGUUUGCUCAGAACAGCACCUCGGAGUCCUCCUCAACUUCCGCCACAAGUGUAGCUUCGGCGAUCAGUUCGACAGUUGCACCAGCGGCGAGCAGCUCGGCUGCGACAACCAAUUACACUCAGAUCUUCCUCGAUAAUCACAACACGUAUAUGGGCAUUGCCCAUGGGUCUUCGUUCAUGUUCCCCAAAUCAGGCGACUACAUCACCUUGAACGGAUCGCACGAGGUACAAGUGGAGCCGGUGGACGACAUGACCACUCUCAUGUUAAUUUCUUCCACGACGCCGACCGUUACGCUCAACAGCUCUAUUCCCAACGGAACGUCCACAAUUAGCUUCAGCUACAGCUCCUUCCCGCACGACCUCGGACCCAGCACUGGACACUACUUUAUGUUGUCCACCUCUGGAAACUGUACCUCGCUUGAUCGCUGCAUCUACGCCGUCUCCGACUUGUUCGAGAUCAAAGCGGGCGAUGACAGCGAGUCGUACUCCCCUUCGGAACCCACUUCCACUUAUAGCCCCCCUUCCCAGCCGACUACAACAGUUAGCGUCAACGCUACCGCUCAGCCACGCUACGCGACGUACGAAGCUGCCAAGGCCAAUGCCUCCUCCUCAGGAAUGGAGAUUACUUUCCCUGUCGCUGGAGAUUACUGGGUGGUGGGUGAAUACAACGUUGUUGCCAACACUCCCUUGGACAACAAGACCUUGGCGUAUCAACUAUACAACCUGAACAUGUCGUCAACUUUGACCCUCAAUGGCAUAGGAGUGUCAGGCCACAACCUUAUCUUUCCCAUUCCUUACAUGCCGUAUUACUCCGCACCUUACCUGGCCAUGGGUCAAACCUACUACGUGAUGGUUCGGGAAACAGAGUGUGACAGAUACGGCAGUGGUGAAAACGACGUCAAUUGCGCGGUAUCCGACCUGUUCUCUAUCGAGCCGGUUGGCACGAAACCCCUCCGUACUUACCAGCGAAGCUCCGCCGGGAGAACAGGAUGGAACGGGCACAUGAUUGUCCCUACGGUUGUGGCAAUGGCACUCGUCUUUGUGCUCUAG